AAUCAUUUUUGUUCCUGGCCUUAGUUGUCCUCUUGUUUUUAUCUAUAGGUAGAGACAUCAGAUCAUGCUCGUCUUAAGAUUGCUGUAUCAAUGAACAAUGAAUUCAGAGUUGAGAGAGGUAACCCAGAGAGUGAGGCUAUGCUGUUCAGUGUUCCAGACUUCAUUGGAUUUGCUUGCAGAGAAGUUGCUAGUAAAGUAAGAGGGAAGGUGGCCUCCAUACCAUUUGAACAGUUCCACAAGCAUUCAGCUGAUAUUAUAACUGCUGCUGUGUUUGGUAAGAAUGCUGAUGGAGAAGUUAAUAAAGAAGUGAUAUUUACUGCCAAUAACCUGGUGAGUAGUUACUUGUGUUAUCAACCAUGGAAUGAAUGGUAAAUGUUACACUCUGAC
This is a messenger RNA of Amphimedon queenslandica, 387 nucleotides long. RefSeq names its product major vault protein alpha-like. The coding region runs from base 91 to 372 and encodes 93 amino acids. The transcript is spliced from 3 exons. Gene Ontology annotation, cellular component: cytoplasm; nucleus. NCBI's taxonomy places the organism in Eukaryota, Metazoa, Porifera, Demospongiae, Haplosclerida, Niphatidae. The record is from RefSeq and is a predicted model, not a curated record.